This is a messenger RNA of Penicillium oxalicum, 948 nucleotides long. RefSeq lists its product as uncharacterized. Lineage: Eukaryota; Fungi; Ascomycota; Eurotiomycetes; Eurotiales; Aspergillaceae. The record is from RefSeq and is a predicted model, not a curated record. The transcript has 2 exons. The coding region runs from base 1 to 948 and encodes 315 amino acids.
AUGACUCCCCAGGACGCUUCAUGUGAGCAAACCGGUAAGCAUGCAACUCACUGUGUCCCAGGGCCGCCUUCUAGAUCUCUUCGAAGGAUCUCCGCUCCCAAAUUUUUCAUUGCGGAUCUUGACUCUUCAAGUUCGUCGAAUUCCACCUCUCCGGAUGCCUCGUGGACCGAGGAUGAAAGCAAGACACUGAUUAUUGACACCCCAGCUAAUGCACGCAAGGUUUCCAGCGUCUUCAGCGAAAUGGAUCAGUCAUAUACUGGGCUCGCAGAUGGAGAAGCAAAUGAAGAAAAUGCUGGAAAAGGUAAAUGUUCUUCCUUCGCGUACGCUGACAUGAUACAGAAUUAUCAAUCGGAACAAAACACGGGGAUACGCUUGCUAGUUUGGAUCUGCGACCCAGCCGCAGAGUGUCCAAUCCAAGCCACCUCAUUGUCGUGGUCUCAUCUCCAAGAGGAUCAAUGGGAUAUCAGUCAGCAACUGGAAGGGCUUCCGACGGUCUAUUUGGGCUCGAAUUUUCUGCCAGACGACUUACCAGGCAUCCAUACAUCAUCUGCCACAGCGCACUCGUAUAGAUGGACCGCCAUCUUCAAGUACCCUCCCACUCAACCGUUCAACUCAUGCCGAUGGAUCGGUCGCACGGCAGAGGGUGUGAUCUUUCUCGAGGAAAUCAGUCGUCCCGAAAGGCACGGAUACCCGUUCAUGUCCGAAAUUACCAAAGCAAUCUAUCAGAGGGACUUUGACCUCGACGGGCUCAGAUCUUUUACCAUGCUCGAAUACUCAACACCCGCAAGUAUGGGAGACCGACACUCCAGAGUUCCAGAUCUUGAUUGGAACACCGUUAGGCAAGGUCGUAGCGCAUCUGAUUUUGAACGCCUUUCCCCGUGGGACUCGGCGGAUAGCUCGAAUGUUAGUGUGGUUCGAUUCCAAUACCUGGCCGCAUUUGAGAUUUGA